AUGUUGGGACUGAGUGUGGAGCAGCAUCGAGCUGACAUGAACCGUUUGCUGGCCAUUCUUUUCCACCAGGGAGUGUUGGACGAGCAGUUCUUGCAGCUCCAGCACUUGCAAGAUGAAUCUUCCCCCAACUUUGUGUCUGAAGUUGUCACCAUCUAUUUCCACGAGUCCGAGAAGCUCCUCCGCAACCUCAGAGCUUUGCUAGUGGAUAAGGAGCUAUCCGACUACAAGAAGAUGGGAAUCCAUUUGAAUCAAUUGAUGGGAAGCAGCUCCAGCAUCGGUGCUCAACGCCUCCGUAACGUCUGCAUCGCCUUUCGGGCCGCUUCCGAGCUCAACAACCGCCCCGGAUGCUUAAGGGCUUUGGAGCUGUUAGAAUAUGAAUACUGUUACCUCAAAAACAAGCUGCAUGAAUACUUUCAGAUUGAGCAGCAGAGAAUGCUAGCAGCUGCAGUGAGAUAUCCUGCGCCUCAGCAACACACAGACAAUCCUCAAGGCUGAAGUGAUCUCAAAUUUCAAUGGCAUCAAAAAGUGAUAGAAAAGUGGGGGAAGAUAGUGACAGAAUUUCACCUGCAUUGAAUGCAUGCAGCAGAGAUAAAUUCCCUUUUUUCUUGAAUGGGUAUUUAAUUGAGGCAGCAGCUGCUUCUGAUAACAAAUCUCACUUCCAAGAAACUAGGUUUUCAGCUUUUUUUUUUA
Salvia splendens (bonfire salvia) is the source of this 690-nucleotide messenger RNA. Its product is annotated as pseudo histidine-containing phosphotransfer protein 6. The record is from RefSeq and is a predicted model, not a curated record. The transcript has 4 exons. NCBI's taxonomy places the organism in Eukaryota, Viridiplantae, Streptophyta, Magnoliopsida, Lamiales, Lamiaceae. The coding region runs from base 1 to 495 and encodes 164 amino acids. Gene Ontology annotation, molecular function: protein histidine kinase binding; histidine phosphotransfer kinase activity. Gene Ontology annotation, cellular component: cytoplasm; nucleus. Gene Ontology annotation, biological process: phosphorylation; phosphorelay signal transduction system; cytokinin-activated signaling pathway.